This is a messenger RNA of Dioscorea cayenensis subsp. rotundata (Guinea yam), 1841 nucleotides long. Its product is annotated as putative BPI/LBP family protein At1g04970. Gene Ontology annotation, molecular function: lipid binding. The record is from RefSeq and is a predicted model, not a curated record. The coding region runs from base 166 to 1632 and encodes 488 amino acids. The transcript has 6 exons. Lineage: Eukaryota; Viridiplantae; Streptophyta; Magnoliopsida; Dioscoreales; Dioscoreaceae.
UUGAUUUCAUCCCAAAACUCGAUCUCCAUUAAUUUCUAGGUCUUGGCUUGUCUAUAAUUCAAUCCUCUCCUAAUCUUCAAGCGAUCUAAUUUUUUUUUCUCUCGAAAAUCAGCCUCUUUUAUCUUGAAUUCACCACAAAAACUGGUUUUACUUUGCUUUAAAAGAAUGGGACCUAUCCUUAUCCUCCUCGUCCUAUCAAUUUUCACCAGCUCUGCCUUUUCUCAGCUUCAAUCAUCUGAAACUGGAUACAUUUCUGUUGUUAUAUCUGAAAAAGGUUUAAUUUUUGCCAAAGACUUGCUCAUUGAGAAUGCAAUUCAGACCCUCACUGCCCUCACCCUCCCUGACAUUCAUCAGUCCAAGAAGAUUCCUUUGAUAGGCAGUGUUUCGGCUUCACUGACGAACAUUACAGUUUAUAGUAUUGAUGUACCUUGUUCGACAAUUCAGCCUGGUGAAUCGGGCAUUGCGAUCGCAGCUUCAGGGGCCACUGUGGAUUUGAGCAUGAAUUGGGAGUAUUCAUACAAUACUUGGCUAAUUCCUAUCCCAAUUUCAGAUAAAGGGACUGCUUCUGUUAAGGUUAAAGGAAUGGAAGUUGGGCUCACUGUGAAUAUCCAGAACCAAAAUGGAACUCUGAAGCUAAACCUUGUACAAUGUGGCUGUUAUAUGGAGGAUAUAACGAUCACUUUAGAUGGAGGAGCUUCUUGGUUUUAUCAAGGUUUCGUAAAUGCAUUUGAGGGCCAAAUUAGAUCCAUUGUAGAAACUGCCAUCACUAAAAAGAUCACUGAAGGCAUCGUGAAGUUAGACUCAUUGUUGCAAACUCUUCCGAAGAAAAUCAAUGUGGAUAAAGUUGCUUCUUUAAAUGUCACUGUUGUCAAUGGUCCUCUCUUCAGAAAUUCUUCUGUUGAAGUAGAUAUCAACGGCUUAUUCAUCCCAUCAUAUGAUGGCGCCGUUGUUAGAUACUUAAACAGGGACACCCAGCUUUCAGAUUUUUGUGAUGGCAAACUGAAAAUGCUCGAGUUUUCAUUGGAUGAAGAUGUAUUUAAUUCUGGAUCCAAAGCAUAUUUCAAGGCUGGAUUGAUGCAUUGGCUGGUGGACAAGGUGCCUGAUCAGUCUCUUCUAAAUACUGCAAGCUGGAAGUAUUUGAUUCCCAAGUUAUACAAGCAGUACCCAAACGAUGACAUGGAACUCAAUCUUACAUUAAGCUCUCCUCCAGUUAUAAAAGUUACGACGAAGAACAUUGGUGUCACCAUCCGCUCUGACAUGAUUGUAAAUGUCCUUGAUUUUGGAGUUGCGGUUCCUGUUGCAUGCAUAUCAGUGGAUAUUUCGGCGACCGGGGUUCCUGAGAUUUCAGGAAAUAACUUAGCUGGCAGUGCACAGUUGGAUGACUUCACCUUAAAACUGAAGUGGAGUACAGUUGGUAACUUUCAUAUGUCUCUAAUUCAGGGGGUGAUGCGCAUCUUCCUGGACACUGUAUUCAUGCCGUACGUGAAUCUGCAUCUCAGAAAAGGAUUUCCUCUACCAAUAAUUCACAAUCUCACACUUGAAAAUGCUGUUAUAGUUACUUCAACCUCGAAAAUCAUCAUAUGUUCAGAUGUAGUGUCCAAUUCCAGUAAGCUCAUGUUUCCCAGUUUCUAAUUAUCGAACACGCAGAAAUACAGAAAACCACAACGCAUUGUGCAGAAGUGCUGAAGCAAUGCAGUGAAGUUCAUUAUGCAUGCAAGCAUUGAUGUGUAAAUUAGGGAACUGCCAAGUGUUUGUUUGUUUUUUUUUGUUUUUUUUUAUGUAAAAUUGUACACAUUGACAUUGAUUCAUGGAAUGCAAGAAUAAUUCUCUUUUGAUCUUAA